UGUUGUUGUUUGUGUUUGUUGUGCAUGCACUCUGAUGAUGAUGAUGUCAGUGAACGUGGUGCUGUUGUUGUUGCUGGUUGCUGUUGUUGUGAUUGGUUCCAGCACCCAGCACGCAGCAGCAGCGGCACCAACGGCCGCUUGUCCAUGCCAGGAUGCGAGUCUGUGCAAGCCAAUCCAAGGACAGCGGCCGGAGAUCUUCGGCUUCACCGCCCAGUACUGGAGACAGUUCAACUUCUCCCUGGCCACAACGAUCGCAUGGAGUGACGAUCCGGAUCUUGUUUGUCACGCACACGCCCACGGUGUGCGUGUCGUGCUUCAGCAGUACAUGGACAUUGGCGUGCCCGCGGACAAGAUCGUGCUUGGGCUACCCUGGUACGGCUACGACUACCCCUGCCUCAACGGCGGGAACGCGAGUGCUCGGUACUGCGAGAUCAAGCGCGUGCCGUUCCGCGGCGCACCGUGCAGCGACGCAGCCGGCACGGAGCGCGGGUACGGUGAUCUGUGGCAGGUGAUCCACAACAGCAGCGCGCCCACCACCCCGGUCAUGUACGAUGACCUGCUCGUCUCAAAGUACUUCAACUACCGCCACACCGACGGCACCCUCCACCAGGUCGUGUGGUUUGACGACCCGAGCACGCUGCAGCAGAAGUUUGCGCUCGCCAAGACAAUGGGUCUGCGCGGCGUUGGCGUGUGGAACUUUGACCUGCUUGACUACAGCACCAACGACCCCCGUGUGCAUGCGGCCACAAGAGACAUGUGGAACGCGUUCAAUGCCUUCCUCCAGCCGUGA
Messenger RNA from Salpingoeca rosetta, 790 nucleotides. RefSeq lists its product as uncharacterized. Bases 35 to 790 code for a protein of 251 amino acids. The transcript is spliced from 6 exons. The record is from RefSeq and is a predicted model, not a curated record. Gene Ontology annotation, molecular function: chitinase activity. Gene Ontology annotation, cellular component: extracellular region. Gene Ontology annotation, biological process: carbohydrate metabolic process; chitin catabolic process. NCBI's taxonomy places the organism in Eukaryota, Choanoflagellata, Craspedida, Salpingoecidae.